Molecule: messenger RNA, 554 nt
Organism: Cuscuta epithymum
Lineage: Eukaryota; Viridiplantae; Streptophyta; Magnoliopsida; Solanales; Convolvulaceae
Source: the annotation of a GenBank genome assembly
CAAAUAAGUUAGAUGAGAAUAAACUGCUUUUGCAAACCAGUGAAGGUAUGUGUUUUUUUUUAGGGACAGAUGGAGAUGCAUUGAUAUAUGAUAUGAGAAAAUAGUCAAUCCAUUGUGGAUCUAGAGACAUUAAUUAUUAAUUUAGAACAAGGAGGGAAGCAGUGCAAACUGAGUAUUUCAUAAUGAAGUAGCAAGCGAGCAAGCAAGCAUAUGUGGAUGGAUGGAUCAUUCAACGAUGAUCUUGCCAACCAUUCCGGCUCCCUGAUGAGGCGAACAGUAGUAGGAAUAAGUGCCCUUCUCCGUCAAGGUGACCUUGAAGGUAUCCCUGGGCCCGUUCAGCAGAUCCUCCUCGCUCAUCGAGAUCUUCGAAGCGUCCACCCCGCUUGGCACCUCAUCCUCCUCGAACACCACGUUGUGCGGGAACGCCUUCCCGUUCUUGAACUCGAUCGUCUCCCCCGCCCCCACCCUCAGCUCCUGGGGGAUGAACACCAGCUCCCCGCCUCCCCCCCCCCCCCCCCCCCCCAGUAUCACCUGCGCCGCAUCCGCCGCCCCCA